Molecule: messenger RNA, 3914 nt
Organism: Nomia melanderi (Alkali bee)
Lineage: Eukaryota; Metazoa; Arthropoda; Insecta; Hymenoptera; Halictidae
Source: RefSeq, a predicted model, not a curated record
UAAUAUCUUUUUAUUUUUAUGCAGUUCAUCAACAGUCAUAGUUCGGCUUCUUCCAUUCGUUUUUUGGUCCGCGUUACGUUACGACGAAUGAAUGGUUUUCAAGCGAUUUAAGGCGAAUUAUUCUCGCUAUUUUGCGUUAGUACUUACCAAGAAUAAAGUACUAAAACUGCAGAAUCAUCGUUGACAAAGUCCGAAGGGAGAAAGAUGGAGCAAGAAUCAAGACGCAAAGGACCAAGAAGUCCUAGUGCAGAUUCAGAAGAUUCUGCUCAUAGGAGGAGGUCCAGAAAAUACGAUAGAUCUCCGUCUCCAAGAAGAAGCAGAUAUCGCCGUUCUCGUUCUAGAGACAGAAGGUCGCGUUCAAGUUCAAGAGACAGAAGAAGGAAGGAGUCGAGUCGUUCACAGCAAGAGUGGAAGCAGCAGACAUCUCAAUCUCAAGCUUCUACUCCUAAUCCUAACAGUUCUGGUGGUUAUGUUUCAACAGUUCAUAAUCAGUAUCAGGCACCUCCACCUCCAAACACAAGUCAACCACCUCCACCCAUUCCAGCCUACAAUCAAGGGUAUAACAAUUACAAUUACAACUAUGGACAAGGCUAUGACUACAGUUACCAGCAACCCACUGGUUAUCGCAGUGAUUAUCCUCCACCGAACUGGCAAGGAAAUCAGGUGCCAUAUAACAAUCAGCAACCACCGCCACCUCCAACGUUAACAUCUCAGCAAGAGUCGUCGAGGCCGGUGGAUAGUGGUUCGUCCGGCUUAGUUUCAUCCAUGGCUAGACCCGAGGACGCCAAGAAGGAAGCAGCAAUUGCAGCUGAAGUAAAACAGCAAAAAGCAACCUUGGCUAAGCAACGGGAGGAAUACGUUAAAAAAUCAGCCACGUUGCAACGCGAGCUGGAAAUUCUACGUCAGCAGUGCGACGAAAUUGGUAAAGAAGGUGGACGGGAAAAUAACCGCAUCAUAAAAGAGAAUCAAAAGUUGCAGAUUGAAAUACAGAAUAAAAUGAAAUCGAUACAUAACGUGAUCGAUAUGCUCACCGGAAUAAUCGGGGAUAAAGCGACCGUCGACGAUCUUAAAAGCAAGUUUAAGCUAGAAAUUAACAAACGUUCAAGAAGUCCUAAAGAGGAUUUCCCGAAGGGGAAAUCGGAGACACCGGAUAGAUCGUCGGGCUCCGAUUCCGAUAAGGAGUCCAAAAUCGAACGGGAAACGAAAGACCGACGGUCUCCUGAGGACGCUAAACCUAUGUACAAUUUCGUGCAUUAUGAUCCGGAAAUGCAUUGGUGUAAAGUCUGCGAUAUAUUUCCUAAAACGGCAAAGGAAUAUUUGAAUCAUCUGCAUAGCAAUGAGCACAAAGAAGCUUGCUUAGUAAGUUGCUUUAUCGUUGUCAUAGUAGAGCCUCUAGUAAAAAGCCUCCUUCGACUUUGGUAUAGUGACAUGAAUGUGUCGUGGCAGAAUAUAAGGUCAUUCUUUAUGAACUUAAAUUGUCUGCAGUUCUUCAGCGCAGCCACGGCAUGGUACUGUAAACUUUGCGACUCCUGGAUAGGCGAUCUCCAUUGCGCGAGUUUGCAUUUGAAAUCGAAGCAGCAUUCCGAAAAUUAUUCCAGUUUCGUGGAACAGAAUCCGCACUGGGAAACUGAUUGGAUGGCGGACCGCGAGAAAGCCUUCUCCGAGGAGAAGCACAAGCAGAUACAGAUGGAGCUGCAGAAGCACAAAGAGGACGAUCCGCCUCCGAAGUCGAAGAAGUCGAAGAAGAGCAAGAAGAAGUCGAAGAAGUCGAAGAAGCGGCGGAACAGGAGCAGCGGCAGCGACAGUUCCAGCGAGUCGGAGAACUCGGACACGGACUCGGACCAGGACAUGUCGAAGAGCAUUCGCGUGGCGAUGCGGAACAAGAUGAAGGCGUCGACCCAGGCGAUCCUGAACGAGGAGAUCGAUUACCACCGGAUCAAGCUGAAGGGGCACUGGUCGAAGAUGACGCAGCACAUGAAUCAGCCUCCCACGCCCGAGCCGCAGCCGACGGAAACCGACGACAGGCAGCUGUUGAACUCGAUUCGCGACAAGCUGAAAGCGAAGCAAGAGGAGGAGAUGAAGACGAUCGGCGGUCGACGACUCAGCGAGGAGAAGACAGUGGAAGAGGAGGAGGAAGAGGAGGACCAGGAGCAAGCGUCCUUCUCGAAUAAAGCGAAGUCGGAAACGCUGGAGGUCUGGGGACCAAAGGAGCCGCCGAAGCCGUUCUGGAUAAAGAAGGAGGAGGAGAAGCCGCAGCCAAUAGUCAACAAGCCGAUCGAGCUGCCAAAGCCGGAGGAGAUGCCCAAGCCCCACAUGGGAUUCUGGACGAAGCAGCAGGUGAACAUGACCGUGAAGCCGCCGGAGAACAAGUCGGUGGAGAAGGAGGACGAGAGGGACCGCGAGGGUGACAGAUACAAGGAGGACCGCGAGAGGAAGUACGACAGACGGGAGGAGAAGUACGACCGGUACAGCAGGUACGACAGGAGGCGAGGACGCGACAGGGACAGGGACCGCGACAGAGACAGGGACAGGGACAGAGACCGCGACCGCGACAGAGAAAGAGACAGAGACAGGGAUCGGGAUUAUUACGACGACCGUAGGAAACGGGACAGCAACGACUCGCCUCGCCGCGACAGGAACUGGCGCGACAGUCCGAAGAGGAACUACGACAAGUACGGGAAGGACAGAAGAGACGACAAUUCAUCCAACGAUGAAUCGAAAUUCGAGAAGAAGACGAACGAGUCCGCGUCCAAGUCGAAGAAGGGCAACGUGCAGACGAAGAAGUCGGCGCCGCAGGUGUCCAAGGGGAAGUUGCCGUUCAUCGGCAGACUACCGUUGUUCAAGAAGAAGACCGAGGAGCCGAAGCUGCCCGAGAAAGAUAUCACACCGCUUCCAUACCAGCAGAGUAAAUUCGAGGACACUCCGAAGGUCCCCAACGAGAUCAUCAACCCGCCCGGCGUGGUGCACAUCACGAAGCUCGCCACCCCUAUAAAUCUGGGCAACAACAGCCUCGCCAACAGCAACAGCAACACCGGGACGAACGCGAGCCCGUCGACGGGAGCUCCGGCCAACAAGAAUCAGCCCAUGAAGAUCCUGGUCGCUCCGCCGCCGCCGGUGUUGAACGAGGCGAAACCGACGCAGCAGGUGGUGGACAUGGAGAUCGAGGACCAGUCCGAGGAGACCGUGAUAGAGGAGCCGAUGAUGGAGCAGCAGAAGCAGACGCCGACUAUAUCCAAGCUGCCUCUGCCUCCUCACCCGCCUCCGCCUCUGAACAGACCGCCGCCCACGUUCACGGCUCAGUCGCAGCAGCAGCAACAGCAACAGCAGUCGCAGACGGUGCAGAGCAGGCCGCAGUUCUCGACGAGUCGACCGCCUCCGCCGUUCAUCUCCAACCCGCCGCCGUUUGUUCAGAGCCAACCGCGUUUCCCCGCCCACCAGCCGGUGCGGCCACCGGUGCAGAGCCAUCCGCCGUACAUGACCAACCCACCGCCGCAGAUGCCGGCCGUUCCGUUCGUUCAGAAUCAUCAAAACCCACCGCCACCGCCGUUGCCGACAGUGGAAGGCGCCACUCAGGACAUCUCUGAGAUACCGGAGCCGACCGAGAAGAGAACAGACCCGAGUAUUCCCUUGCCCGACGACCUGCAAGAGGCGCUGAACAUCAUCUUCCCCAAGGAAGAGGCCGAGACCAAACAGCAGAGCCAUCAGGACACCAACAUCAUGUACUCGUCCAUGUACAGUAUGUUGGGCUGCGUCGGUUACGGGCCGGAAUACAUGGACCAACCGCCGCCAGAGAUAACGCAGACGGACGCGGAGGUGGACACUCAGCCUGGCCCGGACGACCUAAAGAUGUUGGGCAUCGACGAAGGGGACACAAUUCUAUAAGAAGUUUUUAUGGACUCGGACGCGUACAGACU